AUGCCCAAAGUCACACACACGCACGCACGCUUGCUCGCACGCACGCAGGCCCACGCUCAGGCCCACUCCAAGGACACGUCAAUUCUUCCACCACCUUCCGAGUCGACCACCAUUCAAGCAUUCAUCGACCGUACAAAGCAACCUGACAUUCCGACUUCACCUUUAACUCUGUCUCCACUCCGAGGUCGUGACGCCAAGAUGUCGGAGGCUCAAGACUACACCAACGAUGCGAUCGAGCACGUCGAACUAGACCAGGACUCGGAGCAGGACCAUGGAGAGGACGAGAUCCCCAGUGACGAGCUCGAAUUCGCUGCUGAAGAAGAGCACGCCGCCGACGACGGCGCCGUCUCCGUCGACAAUGCUCAGCCUGAGAGCGAUCGGACCUCGUCGGAGAAGGAGGGCGGCGACCCCGCCGUCGACGAAGACGUCGCGCCCGGAAGCGACCGCGGCUCGUCGGAGAAGGAAGCCGAGGAUCCGACGGCAGAUGAUCCUGUUGACGAGCUCUCAGCCGAUCUGGCGGAUUCCACCAGCGACUCCAAGCUCUCGGCUCCAUCUACGCCAUCCGCAGCAGCUGUGCGUACAGCCAAGGUGGCUGCUACGCCGGCUUCUGUCCGCAAGCUCGUCGGAGCCGCCGCUGCCAGCUCAACAACAGCAGCCCGCAGGGUCGUUGCUGGCGCACGACCUUCAGUGACAGGUGCUGCUGCUACGAGAGCCGGUCAGACUACUGCUGCAGGUGUGAGCCGUCCCGGCGUUGCAGCGCGACCCAGUGUUGCGGGACGACCGAGCGUUACGGGCAGUAGCACCACGGCUGCUCGACCCACCGCCACGGCUACCUCCAGGCCCGCAGUGGGCACUGCUUCCACGGCUGUACGUUCGGGCGUCGCUGCCCGGCCUAGCCUUGCAGCCGGCGCUCGUCCAACCGCCGCUGUGAGGCCGUCCGCUGCCGGUACCGCCUCCAGAAGUGCUGUCGGCGCCGCUAGGCCAACCACCACUACUGCUUCCACUGCGACCGCGACUGGUACAAGGACCACGGCGGGUGCCGUAAGGCCGUCCGCUGCUGCGACCUCCACAGCGGCGGGUGCGGCUGCGCGACGCGUUUCCGCCGUGCCGCCCUCCCCCGCUCGCUCCACUGCAGGUGCAAGCACAGCCACCGCCGCCCGACGUCCUCCCGUCUCAUCUACUGCUGGCACCACGGUUGCGGCGAAGCGUCUCUCUGCAGCACCAUCGAGCGCUUCUUCGGGAACGGCAGCCCCCGCCGCCGGUGCGGCGGCUCGACGGGCCUCCAUCACAAGCAACUCCACCAGCACCACCGCUGCCCGUCCGGCAUCCGCAGCACGACCAAGCUUGGCCUCUGCCGCGCGGCCCACGGCUACGUCCACCGCUGCUGCGGGGGCUGUCCGCCGAAGUAUCGCGCCGGCCGGGGCUACUUCUACCUCUGCAGUCAAGGACCUGCAGGAGAAAGUCACAAAGCUCGAGGCGGAGCUGGCCGAGCAGAGCGAGCAGCUGAACCAAAUGAAGUCCGAUCUCGAGUCCAAGGACGAGGAGCUGCAGGCCAAGACUGUGAGUCUGUCUGCAGCCGAGGCCAAGCUUGCUGGCUCGGACGAAGCGUCCACCGAAGCCCUCUCCUCGCAAGCCCGGGUCCAGGAGCUGGAAGAGCAGGUAAAGACGCUCGAGGCAAAGCUCAGCUCUUCAGCGGACGAGCAGGCGGAACAUGGCGCGGACCACAAAGCGACCCUCGCUGAGAAAGAUGCGCUCGUCACGGCUGCAGAAAACAAGGUUCAGGAGCUCGAGGCCGAGCUCGAGAAAGCGCGCUCGGCACUCGAAGAAGCCUCUGCGUCGAAGGACGAAAACGCCAAGCAGGCUCAAGAGAGUCAGGCAGCGGCUUUGGCAGAGCUUCAGAGGCAGCUGGACGAGAGCAUCAAGCAGGGCGAACACCAUCAACAACGCGCACAGCAGGCUCAGGACGACGCGGAUGCCGCUAAAAAGUCCGUGGCUUCCAUGGAAGAACGCCUCAAGCAGCUGACACUCGACCACGACCAAGAGGUGGACCACGCAACCAAGGAGGCCGACAGCAAGCUGUCCGAGCACCGCGAAGCCAACGAAGCGCUUCAGAAGUCGGCCACUGUCGCCGCCGAGGCGGCAAGCAAGCGAGAGGCCGAACUGCUCUCACACACGGAGAAGCUCCAGCAAGAGCUCGAUGCAGCAAACUCUAAAUUGGCAGAAGCACAAGACCAGGCACGUGAAGCGGGCACGGCGGGUGAGCAGGAUGCCUCCGCUCUUGCUGCCAAGGAUGCGGAGCUCGCUACCUUGCGAGAGCAGCACGAGACGCUGCAAGCGAAGCUUGAAGAGCUUGUCGAACUUCAAUCGCGCAACCAGGAGCUGCAGGAGCAAGUCGCGAAGCUCGACGAACUGCAAGAGCAGAACCAGAGUCUCCAGGCCAAGAUCGAGAAGAACGCUUCUGCCUUUGAGACCCGUCUCUCCGAAGCCGUCGCCUCUGCGGAAGCUGCGGCUCUCGAGAAGGCCCAGAAAGCCCAUCAAGAAGAGCGAGGCGCGCUGGAGUCGGAGCAGGGCGAGUCCUUGAAAGCGGCCGUCGAGCAAGCUCGGGCGGAAGCCGAGCAGAAGGCUGCCGCUGUUCUGGAAGAUGCUGUCAGCAGCGCCCGUCGAGAAAUGUCGGAUGCGAACGCAAAGUCGCUCGAACGCGCGCUCAAGGAGGCCGAAGCGAAGCACGCUGAGCAGAAGGCAACCGAGAUCGAGGCUGCGAGGCGAGAAGCCGAGGAGAAGCUUCGAGCAGAACUCCAGCAAGGUCACGAGUCCUCUCUGGAGAAGGCAGUGGCCGAACACUCCUCGCGCCAUGACGAGGAGCUUUCGGUCUUGACGGCUGCGCACGAAACGGCUCUAGCCAAGGCGCGUGACGAGCAUCAGUCGGAGCUUGCCGCGCGUAGCGAGGAGGCCGAUGAGCGUGUCAAAGCGCUGCAGCAGAACUUGGACAAGAUCCAAGCCGAGCUGGCCAGCCAGGAGGCGGUGUAUGCCGCGAAGGUCGCUCAGGUCCAAGCCGAGCACGACCAAAAGGUGAUGGACGCCUUCGAGAAGGCGCGUGCGGAGGCGGGCGACAACCACUCGACGGAUCUGCAGACGCUCAAAGAGCAGUCGUCGAAGACCAUCGAGCAGAUGCGCAAAUCGCACGCUGACGAGCUGGACGCCCUUCGGGCCGCGCAUGCCGCCGCUGUCUCAGAGGCGGAUGAGCGUGGCGCCGGCGAGCUCAAGCGCGUGCAGAUGGAGCUUGAUGCGUCGCAGAACGAUUUCAAGAAGCUCAAGGAGAUCGUGGCGCAGAUGCAGACCGAGAAGGAGGCCAAGGAGUCGCGCAUCCGAUCGCUCGAGGCUGAGCUUGCCUCGGCUGCCGACGAAGCCAAGCGCUCCGCCUCGGACUCGGCGGCGGCUAGCUCGUCGGAGGCCGCUUCGCUGCGGAAGCAGCUGGAGCAGCUGGAGCAGGAGCUUUCGGAGGUUCGAAACGCGCACAACCAGUCGCAGACGGCAUUCGUGGAGCAGUUUGAUGCCAUCUCGACGCAGCACGAGGCUGACAAGGAGGCGCUCCUGCAAAAGCACGUCGACGAGAUCGGCGCUCUGACGCGCAAGCACGAAGAGUCGCUCGUGCCCCUCCGCGAGAAGGGCCUGCAGGAUCUCGGGAAGCUCAUGGACCUGCAAGACCAGCUCAACGAGGCAGGACGUGAGCGCGAUGCUGCCAAGAAGGAGCUGGCGCUCCUGGCGUCCAAGGCGGCAGCAACCGAGCCCACCACGGCCGCGAGUCUGCUGGACAGCCAGGGCAAGGAGAACCAGGAGAUGAGCGAACUGGAGCGCCUGCAUGCCGCGCACACCGAGAAGAUGGCGCUGCUGUCCAACCAGCACCACGAGCAGCUCGAGAAGCUGCUGGCCGACCGCCGUUCCGAGCGCGACGAGCUCGAGGCCGUGCGACGCGAUCUGCAGAACGCCAAGAUGGAAGUGCAGUUCCUCACCCAAAGCCAGGAAGACGCCGACAAGCUCAAGCACGAGGUGGAGCAGCUCGAGGAGCGGCUGCGCCAGGCGACGUCUGUGGGCGCUUCCGCCUGA
Molecule: messenger RNA, 4104 nt
Organism: Moesziomyces antarcticus
Lineage: Eukaryota; Fungi; Basidiomycota; Ustilaginomycetes; Ustilaginales; Ustilaginaceae
Exons: 1
Coding region: 1-4104 (1367 amino acids)
Source: RefSeq, a predicted model, not a curated record